AUGAUCAAUUUAUUACUUCUGUUUAUUACAUUUUCAUUAUCAAAACAAUGUAGUGAAUAUACUACAAAUGAAAUAGAUACAGUUGACAGUGCAUUUGAAUGUAUUGAAUCAAUUGAAACAACAGAAAAAGAAAAUAAUGAUAUUAUCACAGGAUUAAAAUAUUAUUUAGAAGCAUACGUAUUUAAAGAUAUAUUAAAGAAUCCACCACAACCAUCAUUUUCAAAUAAUUAUUAUGAAAAAGUGGAUAUUGAUUCAGAAUUAAAUAAAAUAAAUACAAAAACAACAAGUAUGUAUGAUUUCUAUUCUCAAAUUAAAAAUCUCAUCAUUUCAACAAGAGAUGGACAUUUAGGUUUUAAUGUAGAUGACAAACUUAAUAAACCAAAUUCAGAAUUAACUAAUUUCUUUUAUUUCCUUCCAUUUGAAAUCAAUAUUGAUAAUGAUAAGAAAAUGUAUUUAAUUCCUAGAAAAAGUCUUGGUGGUAUUCCUAUUGAUGUUCCAGAAAUAGAUGAUAAUCAGAACAUAGCAGUUAAAACAAUAAAUGGAGAAGAUCCAUUUAAUAUUAUUCGUGAAUUUGGAAAGAAAUAUAUGGGAUUCAAAUGUCCACAUGCACAAUUUACACAAGCAAGAUCAGCAAUUUCAUUUGGGUCAUUGAGUGAUAUACCAUUAACAAAAGAGUAUUUAAACACACCAAUAAGUAUUACAUGGGAAAAUGGAGAAAGUGUCACAAUUAACUAUUCUAUAUUCAAGCUAUCAACAUCUAAUAAAUCACUUAAAGAAUUACUUCAAGGAGAAGAAGUUAAACAAGGAAUUCAACCAAAAUUAACACCAGAAGAAAUAAAAUCAAGAAAAGAAAUUGGGAAAAGAAUGAAAACAAAACAAGGAAUAAGUGAAGGAUAUAUAUCAGAUGAUAAUAAAGUAUAUUGUUUAUUAACAGAUAAUAAAAUUAAUACAUUUGUCAUUGAAUCAUUUAGUCCUGAUGAUGCAUAUGCUAAAUCAUAUGAAGAUACUGUUCAAAAUGUAU
Molecule: messenger RNA, 1021 nt
Organism: Entamoeba dispar SAW760
Lineage: Eukaryota; Evosea; Mastigamoebida; Endamoebidae
Exons: 1
Source: RefSeq, a predicted model, not a curated record